Cyprinodon tularosa is the source of this 724-nucleotide messenger RNA. It is a transcript of the gene pvalb9, whose product is annotated as parvalbumin 9. Gene Ontology annotation, cellular component: nucleus; cytoplasm. The record is from RefSeq and is a predicted model, not a curated record. Bases 162 to 488 code for a protein of 108 amino acids. Gene Ontology annotation, molecular function: calcium ion binding. NCBI's taxonomy places the organism in Eukaryota, Metazoa, Chordata, Actinopteri, Cyprinodontiformes, Cyprinodontidae. The transcript is spliced from 5 exons.
GUGGAAGGGUAGAGGCAGGGCUGCUUAGUGUAUAUAAACAGGAAAGGUUAAUAAGACAGGUGAGACAACGGGGAAUACGAGAAGCAGUCUGUUGUGCUUGCAGGAGAAUUUGAUCUACAGACGCAUCAGAAACUCAGGCAUCCAUCUGAACAUUGAUCAUCAUGUCACUCACCAACAUUCUUAAACCUGAGGACAUUAAGAAGGCAGUUGACACCUUUGAAGCUGUAGGCUCCUUCAAGCAUAAGGAGUUCUUCAAGAUAUGUGGCUUGUCCACAAUGCCUCCAGAGAAGGUGCGAGAGGUGUUCAGGAUCCUUGAUGGUGACAAUAGUGGCUACCUUGAAGAAUCUGAGCUCAAGGACUUCUUAAAAUGGUUCAACCCUGAAGCACGGACUCUAACUGAAGAAGAAAUAAGAUUUGUUUUAUCGGGUGAUGAAAACGAUGAUGGCAAAAUUGGAGAAGAUGAAUUCCUAGAAAUGGUCAAGUCCUGAGUAUUACCAACAAAAGAAGCCAUCUGGAAUCUUAUCAACCUUUGGAGUUUCUGAUAGCAGCUUCUAUUCCCAGGAAUUUUUGAUGAUUUCUAUUCAUCUAAAUUUUUAACUGGUAUUUCUUAAACUCCACCUUUCAGUGUCUUUCCUUCUGGUGCAUGGUUUCUUGGCUUUAGAGAUUCCCCCUGUCUGUGAUAAAGAAUGAUAUAAAUAAAGAUCAAGAGACAUAUAUCUACAUA